UGUCCGUAGAGCUUCUGGGGGGAUCUCGUACCCAUUUCUGGGGGGAUCUUGUGUUACUGGGAGAGUGCUACGGACGGAUGGGUGCAAGGACCGCCGCACACGAGAGUAACAUUGUGCUAACUACGAACGCAAACGCAACAAGGCUCCCUUUCCCUGCAAACAUCAAGGCCCCCUCCACACGCGUCAAGACAGUGUCUUUCACCCCCGCAGACGUCAAGAAAGUGACUUCCUACCCCGCAGACGUCAAGAAAGUGACUUCCUCCCCCGCACACGUCAAGAGAGUUCACUACUAUGGUCAAGCUUCUGCAGGCUGUGCUGGUGACGUCGAGUAUGAGCGUGGUGAUGGCGGCGCUGGCCGCGUUGCCCGAGGGCGACCAGUUGGAUACGCCAGAGUGGCUGCAGAAUGUGCCCGAGGGAAGUAAGGUCGCUAAAUAUCGCAAGAGACGCUUCCUUAUCUUCCCAUUGGGAAGUUUACUCGGGGUACAAACUAAUCUCCGACUGCCUCUGCCCGGAGUCGGGUACCUCAGCAACCUGGCACUCCAGAGCUCAAUGCUCUUUAACCUCAACAACUCCACCACCAUCAGUUUUGGACGAUCGUUGCAGGCUUUGGAGCAGCGCUUUGACUUCUACCGUGAAAUUGAAAUGCUUCUUGACAGCCUGGGCUACAACGGUCACGAAUGCACGCUCAGGACCAUCUGCGAGGUCGCUGACCUGCCCUUCCAGCACGGGCUCCUCGGGGAGGUCGCCAACUUAAUUUUAUCGAUAAGCGCCGCAGCGCUCAACGAGGUGGAGAGCGACCUAGACAACGAGUACGCUGCGGCUGAGCAUUAUGGUCGCCACCACGGGUCCUGUCACUCCAUCUACUCCCAGUGUCCCGUCUCCUUCGCCGACUUUUUUACCACGAUUACUCCGGUCUACUAGAGUAAGGCCACAACCUUCCUUCAGGGUGGUCCACUGGUCUAAUGACGGCCUGGUUGGUCACUUCUGCUCAUAGUAUUCCAGUGAGUGCACACCCUCCCUCUUCCCUUACCUCGCCUCCCCCUCUCCCCUCCUCUUCCUCCCUCUCUCUCUCUCUCUCUCUCUCUCUCCC
Procambarus clarkii (red swamp crayfish) is the source of this 1090-nucleotide messenger RNA. RefSeq lists its product as uncharacterized. NCBI's taxonomy places the organism in Eukaryota, Metazoa, Arthropoda, Malacostraca, Decapoda, Cambaridae. The record is from RefSeq and is a predicted model, not a curated record.